AUGUCAAAACGGCCGCCCAUUCCAAAAUUUACAGAAAGUGAAUAAACUCCCAUAAAAUAAAUUUCCAUAUAUGAAGAAAUUAGCCAUUAAAUUGUGAAAAUGAAUCUUAACAUGGAGAUAGAAAAACAAUGUGUUUAAAUUUUAUCAUCAAUUUAAAUACCUAACUCAUCUUAGUAUGCAUAAGCAGUAAUCUAUAUUGCAAUGAAAUAACUUAAUUUUGAACCCAUAAUUGCUAAUCCAAAGAUUCAAUUUUUAUCUUCUUUGAUAGAGACUCAACUGAACAAUAAUCUAUCUAAUUUAUGCAAGAAACUUAAAAUGGAUAAUAAGGCUACAAAAGCUUGUUAAAUAAUGUUGAAUACAAUUAGAAAAUUAGUAAUUAAACUACCAAACUAGAUAUAGAAUGCCUUAGCAAUAAAAAUGGCUUCUGAUAUUAUUUAUUCAUAAUAUGGUGGUAUCAAUUUAACCAUCAUAUCAAAACAUGCAUAAAUAUCAGAUACUUAAUUGAAAAGUUGCUUCAACAGAAUUAAACCAUUUGCAAAAACCAUUCUCUAAAAUUACUUAAGCCAUUUUAAUACAAAAAAACAGCAUUGA
Messenger RNA from Paramecium pentaurelia, 591 nucleotides. NCBI's taxonomy places the organism in Eukaryota, Ciliophora, Oligohymenophorea, Peniculida, Parameciidae. The record is from the annotation of a GenBank genome assembly.